Tympanuchus pallidicinctus (lesser prairie-chicken) is the source of this 5922-nucleotide messenger RNA. It is a transcript of the gene CHRM2, whose product is annotated as cholinergic receptor muscarinic 2. Gene Ontology annotation, cellular component: plasma membrane. Gene Ontology annotation, molecular function: G protein-coupled acetylcholine receptor activity. The coding region runs from base 166 to 1587 and encodes 473 amino acids. The record is from RefSeq and is a predicted model, not a curated record. The transcript is spliced from 3 exons. Lineage: Eukaryota; Metazoa; Chordata; Aves; Galliformes; Phasianidae. Gene Ontology annotation, biological process: adenylate cyclase-activating adrenergic receptor signaling pathway; regulation of heart contraction.
UUCAGGGUAGAUUGCAUCAGUUUCUCAGUAUCCUGAGAAUCGAGCCAGUGCAUUGAUGUAAAGCAUCAAACCUCCUUCAUCUGUGAAGACAAUGAGGAAAUGAGGACAGAUUCCCCCAGGAAUAGUGCUUAAGUGAUAAUUGAGUAUCUUGUUAGCAGCACAGAAAUGAAUAACUCAACGUACAUAAACUCUUCCUCUGAAAAUGUAAUAGCUCUGGAGAGCCCCUAUAAAACUAUCGAAGUGGUCUUCAUCGUCUUGGUGGCAGGUUCUCUCAGCUUAGUUACCAUAAUUGGGAACAUCCUGGUCAUGGUGUCAAUCAAAGUCAACAGGCACCUGCAGACUGUCAACAACUAUUUCCUGUUCAGCUUGGCCUGCGCUGACUUGAUCAUAGGCAUCUUUUCCAUGAACCUAUAUACCCUCUACACUGUGAUAGGCUACUGGCCCUUAGGGCCCGUGGUAUGUGACCUCUGGCUGGCUCUUGAUUAUGUGGUCAGCAACGCCUCUGUGAUGAACCUCCUUAUCAUCAGCUUUGACAGAUACUUUUGUGUCACCAAGCCUCUGACAUACCCUGUAAAGCGGACGACUAAGAUGGCAGGCAUAAUGAUUGCAGCUGCAUGGGUUCUCUCCUUCAUCCUGUGGGCCCCUGCAAUUCUCUUCUGGCAGUUCAUUGUAGGGGGAAGGACUGUUCCUGACAAGGAUUGCUACAUCCAGUUUUUUUCCAAUCCUGCUGUCACUUUUGGCACUGCCAUUGCAGCAUUCUAUUUACCUGUUAUAAUCAUGACUGUUCUUUACUGGCAAAUCUCUCGAGCCAGCAAGAGUCGAAUAAAGAAAGGGAAAAAGGAAGCUGCCCAAAACCAGGAUCCAGUUUCCCCCAGCCUUGUCCAAGGUAAAAUAGUAAAACCAAACAAUAACAACAUCCCAACUAGUUCAGAUGGGCUGGAACAUAAUAAAAUUCAGAAUGGAAAAACUGCUGGAGAGAGUGUGAUGGAAAACUGUGUUCAAGGGGAGGAGAAGGACAGCUCCAAUGACUCCACCUCAGUGAGUGUUGUCCCUUCCAACAUAAAAGAGGAUGAAGCUGCCAAAGAUGCCAGCCAGACUUCUGCCUCCCAAGACCACCUCAAAGUGGAGAACUCCAAGCUGACAUGCAUCAGGAUAGUAACCAAGUCCCAAAAGGGUGACUGCUGUGCUCCCACCAACACUACUGUGGAAAUUGUAGGCACCAAUGGGGAUGAGAAGCAGAAUAGUGUAGCCCGGAAAAUAGUCAAGAUGACAAAGCAGCCAGCCAAAAAGAAACCACCACCUUCUAGAGAGAAAAAAGUGACAAGGACCAUUUUAGCAAUCCUCCUAGCUUUCAUCAUCACCUGGACCCCAUACAAUGUUAUGGUGCUCAUCAACAGCUUCUGUGCAUCCUGCAUCCCUGGUACUGUAUGGACCAUAGGUUAUUGGCUCUGUUACAUCAACAGCACCAUCAAUCCUGCUUGUUAUGCGCUCUGCAAUGCCACAUUCAAGAAGACCUUUAAGCACCUUCUUAUGUGCCAUUACAAGAAUAUAGGAGCAACAAGGUUUCACUCUCCUUCUGAAAGAUAGUUCUGCAAGAUGCAGAUGUUGAUCUCGAAAAGCAACUCUCCGUGGAUACCUCUUCUGGCUUUCCUGGCUGUCACCUGCGUCCCGUCCUUCCUAUGGCCCCUGAUGGCCCUGCUGCCAGUGCUGCCACGUCUUCACACCAGGUUUGGCCAGAGGAUCUCAGCAACUAUUCCAUACAGUGUGCUGCACUGGCCACUUUGAUUUCACACAGAAGUUGAAAAAACUCUGUGGAUGAAUCAUGAAAAGAACACCAAAACCAACAACAACAAACAACAAUAAAAACUGCAGUGAGCACUUCUGAUAUUCUCAUCUUCUUCCUCUUAAUCAUUCCCAGAAGUAGCUAAAACCAAAAAAAGGCUCAGCCAUUUGAAGUAGCCCUGCUGCGGCAGGACUGUCCCAUUAGCAGCCCACGGUGGGCAAAUCACUCUCUCACAGGUCAUGCUACCUUCACUCUUCAAGGAGAGGACAACAGCUUAGUGAUAUAUCAGUCUAACUGGUACAUUCCUGAGUACUAAAGAUAUCUGUGGUUAAAUAUAUAUAGAUUAAUUUUUUAAAAAAUUAAGAAGAAAGAAACUGAAGCAAUAUUCAGAAGUUUGUUUUCCAAUUAGUACAAAACUGAAGGAAAACUUGUCAGUCUUAUGUUUGAAAUUUUCAUUUGAUGUGCCAGAAAUCAUGAGGAUUCAUUUGGAGACAGGAGUGUUUGAACACUGCCUGAUGAAAAAUAGUCUGAAAUCAGCCAACGCAAAUAUGUGAGUCAAAUUCCUUCCUUCCUUCCUUCCUUCCUUCCUUCCUUCCUUCCUUCCUUCCUUCCUUCCUUCCUUCCUUCCUUCCUUCCUUCCUUCCUUCCUUCCUUCCUUCCUUCCUUCCUUCCUUCCUUCCUUCCUUCCUUCCUUCCUUCCUUCCCUCCUUCCCUCCUUCCCUCCUUUCCUCCUUCCCUCCUUCCCUCCUUCCCUCCUCCCUUCCUCCCUUCCUCCUGUCCUCCCUUCCCUGCUUCCCUCCUCCCUUCCUCCCUUCCUCCCUUUUCUCUCUUUCUUUAACUCCUUCUUUCCCUAUUUCUUUCUUUCCUUUCUUCAACCUCACAAAUGUUCAUGGGUAUGAGAGUGUUCAAAUGGAAUCCUGGGAUAAGUUGUGUGUCAUCCACAAAAUGUGAAGGAGUCAAAAGCAACAGCUAAAUCCAUCAGCCCUCUGUUUUAUGGUUGUCCACUCGUUUUUAAGACCUCAGGGUGUACCAAUUGCUCCCAGACAUUCCAGACAUCCCAGACAUCCCAGCUGUAACAGAGGCAGAAGGAGAUGCACUCUAUUUUUUGUUUGUUUAUUUCAUCUCCUCAUGGAUUGGAAUGUUUCCUUUGUCUGCUCUUCGGUGGGGCUUGCUAGUAAACUCACUAGCUCCUUCCCUAGAAUUUAUUAAUUUUCUCCCUGCUCUUCUCCCUACUCCUGCUGACAGAGCACCUGAUUUCUCUGGUGUUGCUAGGAUGGUACAAUUAAAAUUCUUCAACUCAGUUGUCAGAGCCUUGCCUUGCCACUUCUGUUACCCAAAACAAAACAUCUGCUGGUAUUGGCUCUCUGCGAGACCAAGUUGCUAAAGCAUCCUUACAGCCACAUUAUGCUCCAUGAUGCAGUUGGUGGAAGGCAGGAAAUAUGCUGCUAAGAUUUGUUUUCCUUCCUUCCCCUUACAAAAAUUUCUAAAUAUAUUUACUUUUUACAAAACAUGGAGCUUUCUUUGUGAAGUUAAACUUAAGAAAGAAAACAAGAACGGGAAAACAAGCUCUGGGCCUUGGGGUUCAGGUGUUUAUUGACAGGAAGUGGAAUCAGAAUACAGGGGCUUUCAAUAUUUUUAGAGCCCUCUUCUUGGUUGGCUCUGUAUUCACAGAUGCCAGCAAGGCAAAUGGUAGAAAUUGAGCAGCCAAAAAGAGUUAGGCUUUUUCUCCUCCUGGGUCUACAGAUACUUUAUAAAACUUGUCUAGAGACACUCACUGGAGACAAUGUCCUAUUUAUUUUUCCUGUAAAAUCAUGAACAGCUCCACACUUCUAAGAAAUCUUUCAUUUUUAAUUUAUAGAAAAUCUUUCCCUGAAGGAAGCUGAUAGAUGGUCCUUAAUUUGCUGUGACGUCUUUUCUUGUUUCUCUGCCUGCCUUUCCUCUUUUGUCACAGUCUUGACAAAAUGCAUUUUUCCUCCUUCACUUUAAGAAGUAUCUGUAACUUGUGUUUUAGCUACAGGUACACAGUUUCUCUUGCUUUUCAGGCACUGUGAAUGUUGGUAUUCAAAAUCCUUAAGUCCACAAAAAAUAUUAUAUUGCCUUCUCACCUCUGCUGAAGUCCAAAAUAAUGCGUGGAGUAAGAAGUUUCAUAAAUCCUUUCUUCAGUGGUUUUAAUUUGGAACGAAGCAAAUUCCUCACAUGAAAUGAAAUCAGUUCUCUUUCUCCCCAGUUUUAUUAUGUCUAUAUGAGAAACAACAGAGGAUGAUGGUAAAGAGUGAGCAGCACUAUUAAGCAGCAACAUUUACUUUAUGUCCUGGGCAAUGGUAAGGCAGUCUUCCCUUUCCUUGGUUGCCCUUUUAUUCCCAGUCUUACUAGCAGAAUAUUCAUUGAAAAUCCAUGAUUAAGAAAGUAAUUAUAACAGAGUUGAGAUGGACAUCACUCAUUCACCAAAAAAAAUGCAAUAUUUUUUUUAUUUUUUUAUUUUUAUUUCUUUUUUUUUUUUUGGUUCCUUCAUUUGCUAUGGCCUCAUUUUCUACAUUAUGGAACUAGUGGAACACAUGAACAUAUUAGUUCUCCCAGGCCUUUAGUAUACUGGGUAGAUUUGUUAGAGGUAUUUCAUGUCACAAGUAAUGGAAUGGGGGGGAAGCGGGGGGGAAGGAAGCACAUGCUUUUUCCCCUCCCAAAGUUUUGCAUAACCUGAAAAAGUCCAUUGGGUUGUUCCUUUUUUUCCCACCUUUGUAUAAUGAGUUAUUAUAUAUUAGCAUUGGGUUUUUUUGCUUUUUUGUUUUGUUUUGGUUUUCUCUUGGUUUUUGUUUGUUUGUUUGCUUUUCUUUUGUGUGUUUCAGAGUACUUGCAAAGAAGCACAUAGAAACACUUACAGGUGCCCCAAAAAUGCUCUGACUCUCUGAGAAAAUCAACUAUGGAUAGUGUGUGAGGCAGUGUGUUUAAGGUGUUUAUUAUCAUAGUCAUUGAAAUGAAUGACUUCCUUGUGUAUUUAACCUUUGGUUUGGUUCAUCUGGCAGCUCUGAAGAAAGCACAGGGGCACAGGUUUAGCAUGCCCUAACUUUGAAAAGGGAAGGACAGGUCGAUAUUCAGUUGUCUUUUUUCUCCUGUUCUGGUUUGUGUAGGCUGCUGGAGUAGGGGAGGAAUUUCUUUCCCCAGUAGUUCUGUCCGUGCACUUUUACUCCAAAGAUAGACAUUCUUUGAAGUACAAAACAGUCGUAACAGUAUUAUUGAUAAAAAUGAUACGGGAAAGAAUACCAUGGUUGCCAAUAAAUGGACCUUUGAAUAAUUUUCCCUUAAUACUGGUGCCACUUUUUAAAGGUGGUUAGUAAAUCAGAGAGUAGCAGUUUGUAAAUACCUUUAGAUAGUGUGUUUUAACAUUACCAGCAGCAUAUCUUGACUAUGUACAGAAAUAACACAGUAUGUGUAGUGCUAUUCAAAUUAAGUUAUAAUGUAAAUAUAUCUAGAAUGAAUGUCCAGUUAUCUUCAAGUUCUAUGUACAAGGACCUCAUCUCUUCUUGAGACUUUUUCUAGCUUAAUGAUAUGGAAAAUCUGUUAUCCAUUUAUAUAUAUAUAUGAAAAAACAUUGCAUUCCUUUCUUCAAAGUAAAUAUUGAAAAAAAGAAGGAAUGCAUUACAUGAAUAUGAUAUAAAAAAUCCUAUCGUAGGACUGAGAAGUUGGGGACUGGUCAAAUUCUUGAUGCUGUAUUUGAUCUCAUAAAGAAGAUAAGCACAAGUUUAUGGUUAGCAUCGUAAAGCUGACCCAUUUGAUUAUAUAUAAAUUAUAGAUAUAUAUUUAUAUAUUCUGUAUAGAUACAUACAUAUUAUACACAAUAUUCAUACAGUGAAAGUAAAGUUUGAUAGUCAUAUUAACUGGGAAUUUUGAUGUAAUGUUAUGCUCCAUUUGGAGAAAGAACACCUGUCUGAUUCAGCAACAUUCAAACAUGUUAUGCAGAAUAAAGGAAGAAGGUGCUUCAACCAAAACAACUCAUGAAGGAAUGAGGCAAUGUGGGUUUGAAAUUACACAAGUAAAUUACAUGCAAUAUAUGUGUAUGUAUUUUUGCCAAGCUGUAUCCCUAGUUAAAGCAUUGCAUUAAACAGCAAAUUAUAACAAUAAUAAAAGUGUUUUUGUAUGUGGUA